AUGAGCUCGAGCCGCCCUCGGAAGAAGCAGUCGCUGCCCGUCGGCCCGCUGCCACCUCAAGUUGCGUGGCUCGACGGCGUCUCGAUGGACGUGACGCCGAUCACCUCGAACCCGCGGACUUCCUGUCGCCGAGUGGACUACCUGCUCACCGUCACGUGUCAGACCCGAGACUCGGCACCAUCGGCGACGUGGCACCUCGUGCGCAGCUUCGACGAGUUCCGCUUCUUCCGCAAGCGCUUGGUGGCGGCUCUGCAGCGCGGCCACUUCUGCCAGGCCGAGUGUCCGUGGCUCUACACGUUCCUCAAGAGCUACUACCCCAAGUCGCAGCUCGUGGGCAGCUCGCUGUCCCGAGUGGUGGCCAGGCGACGGAAGACGCUCACGCGCAGCUUGGCCACGAUCCGCAGCUUCCUCCUGAACCGAACCAACCACGUCUGCCCGCUGGUCAUGCAGGGCGUCGCGCGCGAGCUGCUCGAGUUCGUGGUGGGCGAGCCGCAGGACCGACACGGUCAAGUAUCCGACUGGCUGACGCAACUGCUGCAGAGGUGGCGGGACGGAGACGUGGAGCUGCUGGAGGAUGCGGCCAGCUCGGACGAGACGGCGUCAAGCGACGAGGCUGCGGCGGACGUCUGCGCUCUGUGUGAGAACCCGCUGGUGGGGGCCAUUCCGAAGGACUGCGACGGUCCCGAGCUGGACGGUGGCGACCGGUGGUCGCAGCUAGCGGCGGCCGAGCCGUUCUCGACGCUGUCGUGCGGCCACCACUUCCACGACGAAUGCUUGAUCGACAAGCUCAACGAGGCAUUGCAGUGCCCGACAUGCGGCCACCAGGAGGCUUGGUGA
Messenger RNA from Phytophthora sojae, 837 nucleotides. RefSeq lists its product as hypothetical. Lineage: Eukaryota; Oomycota; Peronosporomycetes; Peronosporales; Peronosporaceae. Bases 1 to 837 code for a protein of 278 amino acids. The transcript has a single exon. Gene Ontology annotation, molecular function: phosphatidylinositol binding. The record is from RefSeq and is a predicted model, not a curated record.